Messenger RNA from Cicer arietinum (chickpea), 1399 nucleotides. The record is from RefSeq and is a predicted model, not a curated record. NCBI's taxonomy places the organism in Eukaryota, Viridiplantae, Streptophyta, Magnoliopsida, Fabales, Fabaceae.
GUUUGGUUUUCCAGAUUCUAGUGCAUUUGAUUUAAAUCGAAAGUUAUUAUCUUAUGACACGAGUGAGUGAAGCAUAGAGUGAACAGUAGUCAAAGGAAAGAGGUAUUUACUCAAUUUCGCAAUAACUCAUCUCGCAUCCGUUAACCAGAUCGCUUUCUCCAAAAUGGGCGCUUCAUCAACUCCAAGCUUAUGGUUGGCUCCAAACCCCAGCAAAAGAUGGGGCGAACUUUUCUUCCUUCUUUACACCCCCUUUUGGCUCUCCCUUUGUCUCGGCAUUGUUGUUCCUUUCAAGCUUUAUGAGAACUUCACUGAAUUGGAAUAUCUGCUUCUUGGGUUAGUCUCAGCUAUUCCUUCUUUUCUCAUUCCAUUGCUGCUCGUUGGUAAGGCUGAUAGAGGCAUAUCUUGGAAAGAACGUUAUUGGGUCAAGGCCAGUCUCUGGAUAAUAAUCUUCAGUUAUGUUGGGAAUUAUUUCUGGACUCAUUACUUUUUCACAGUUCUGGGUGCAUCUUAUACCUUUCCAUCAUGGAGAAUGAACAAUGUACCACACACAACAUUCCUGCUCACUCAUGUUUGCUUCCUCUUUUAUCAUGUUGCAUCAAACAUGACACUGCGCCGGUUACGGCAUUAUCUUGCUGAUAUGCCAGAAAAAAUUCAGUGGGCUUUUGAAGCUGCAUGGGUUCUCGCUCUUUCUUAUUUUAUAGCAUACCUGGAGACAUUGGCUAUUUCCAAUUUCCCCUAUUAUACAUUUGUGGAUCGAGAUUCUAUGUACACAGUUGGAUCAUUGUUUUAUGCAAUCUACUUUAUGGUGAGCUUCCCAAUGUUUCUAAGGAUUGAUGAGAAACCUGGCAAUAAAUGGGACUUGCCCAGAGUGGCUGUUGAUGCUUUGGGUGCUGCAAUGCUGGUCACAAUAAUACUUGAUUUAUGGCGCAUCUUUCUGGGGCCUAUCGUUCCGGUCUCCGAAGCAAAACAGUGUUCUCAAACAGGAUUACCCUGGUUUUCAGGUUACGCCAAUCUCACAUGAGCAUUACAUGAAUAGAACUCAGAAAAAUGGAGAGAAUAUGGUUUCCACUACACAUCAAAGCAAUCAUAAAGUGCUGAUUGUUAUGUGGAGAAUCUGCAGAAGAAACAAACUUGGACUAUCCUUGUAUUAAUGCUUGCAGUGCCAAAUUUCUGAUCAGAUAUAUGUUGUGUUUGUAGUGCUUUGAUGUUGUAUUAGGAAGUAGCCAACGCAUUAGCAGUAAUGCAACAUGUUAGAUCUUUAAUUAAUUUUCAGUAAAUUAGUUUAUAAAAAGAAUACAAAAUAGUUAUGUUUAUUAUUUUGGUUAGACAACUUAUGCCAAUGAGGCAGAUUAUCCUACACAUGAUCUUGAAAUAUUUGCUGUGGUUUUUGACCCUAAAA